This is a messenger RNA of Camelus dromedarius (Arabian camel), 1530 nucleotides long. It is a transcript of the gene MYOZ2, whose product is annotated as myozenin 2. The coding region runs from base 128 to 931 and encodes 267 amino acids. Gene Ontology annotation, molecular function: actin binding; FATZ binding; telethonin binding. The transcript is spliced from 6 exons. NCBI's taxonomy places the organism in Eukaryota, Metazoa, Chordata, Mammalia, Artiodactyla, Camelidae. Gene Ontology annotation, cellular component: actin cytoskeleton; Z disc. The record is from RefSeq and is a predicted model, not a curated record.
GUCCCAGGCACAAGGAUAAAAACCAUCGGGCCCAAGUGCCAUCCAUAUUCCAUCUCUAGUUUUUCCUCCACAAAUUGGGAUUCAUCCUGUUGAAAAGCACGGUCUAAGAGCAAGGGAACAAAAAACCAUGUUAUCACAUAAUACCAUGGUGAAGCAGAGGAAACAGCAAGCAUCAGCCAUCAUGAAGGAAAUCCAUGGAAAUGAUGUGGAUGGCAUGGAUCUGGGCAAAAAAGUCAGCAUCCCCAGAGACAUCAUGUUGGAAGAAUUAUCCCAUCUCAGUAACCGUGGUGCCAGACUAUUUAAGAUGCGACAAAGAAGAUCUGAUAAAUAUACAUUUGAAAAUCUCCAGUAUGAAUCUAAAGCACAAAUAAAUUACAACAUUGCUAUGCAGAAUGAGAAAAUGGAUGGAAGCAACUUGGAAAGUGGUUCACAGCAAGCCCCAUUUACUCCUCCCAACACCCCGGAUCCACGAAGUCCACCAAAUCCUGAAAAUAUUGCACCAGGAUAUUCUGGACCACUGAAGGAAAUUCCUCCUGAAAGAUUCAACACCACAGCUGUCCCUAAGUAUUAUCAGUCGCCCUGGGAACAGGCCAUUAGCAGUGAUCCGGAGCUUUUAGAAGCUUUAUACCCUAAGUUUUUCAAGCCUGAAGGAAAGGCAGAACUGCCUGAUUAUAGGAGCUUUAACAGAGUUGCCACCCCAUUUGGAGGUUUUGAAAAAGCAUCAAAAAUGGUUAAAUUCAAGGUUCCAGAUUUUGACCUACUACUUUUAACAGAUCCUAGGUUCAUGGCCUUUGCCAAUCCUCUUUCUGGCAGACGGUCCUUUAAUAGGACUCCCAAGGGAUGGAUAUCUGAGAAUAUUCCUAUAGUGAUAACAACUGAACCUACAGAGGAUACCAAGGAUACCACCAUACCAGAAUCAGAAGACCUAUGAAAAGAAAGUUGUAUGUGCCACAAAAACCUCUGAACAUAAAUGUUGCUGUUUUACUAUUCUGCUUACUGACAAAGCCAUUUACACUCUUCAUUAGUAGCAAUAAUUUAAUAGCAAUUUAGCAGUUUUCCUCUUAUGGCAUCUAAUUUCAAUCUCAGAUCAAAUACUAAUAAAUAACUCAAGAUCUUAUUUUACAAACUUUAAACUCAGUUGUCUUCAUUUAUAAUCUCUUUUUUUCACCUUGUUUAAGUGAUCCAGCCUUUUCAUUAGAAAAUCUAGAAAAGUAACUGACAACAAAGGGUUUCAUUUUUCUUGCCUUUAAUAUGAGCUAUUACUCAUGAAAAUGUUUUUCAAAUGAAUCUAGAAUGAAAAUAUAGCACAAGAUAUUUAAAUUAAUUCAGAGUUUUACUUAAGGGAUAAAAGCUAUAGAAGCUGAUAUACAAACAUUAUUGAUGCAGAAAAGGGUUGGAUUCUACUUUUCUGACAAGCUUCAAACAAGCUUGUCUGGAUGAAGUCUUUUCAUUAGUCAUUCUUAGAAUUUCUAAAGUGCUUUGUAUUUUUCAACGUGCUUUGAAUCAUUAGGUAAUUAUUCCAGAUGACAU